CGGCACCAACUUUCUCCGUGGAAGAGUCAGCGAGAUGAAGAGCAGCGCCCGCCCGGCACCAUGCGCUCCAGGCUCCCACGGACCGCCUGCCUACUGCGACUCGUUGCGCUCCUCAUCCUCCUCACGCACACCGCAGCUUAUUUUGGGCUGACAGGCAGGGAGCCUUUGGUGUUUCUACCUGCUCCGUUCUCCAACGAGCCUCCGAACGGCAAGGCCCACCUGAAGCAGUGCGAGCAGAUGACACUCACCCGGCGCCAGAAGCGUCUGUGCCGCCGGGAGCCCGGACUGGCCGAGACGCUCCGGGAGUCGGUGCGGCUCAGCCUGCUGGAGUGUCGGUACCAGUUCAGGAACGAACGCUGGAAUUGCAGCCUGGACGGUCGAGGGAGCCUCCUGAAAAGAGCAUUCAAAGAGACAGCCUUCCUAUUGGCAGUGUCCUCAGCAGCGCUGACCCAUGCGCUGGCCAAGGCCUGCAGCUCGGGUCGGAUGGAAAGGUGCACAUGCGACGAGUCGCCGGGCAUCCAGCACCGAGAAGCGUGGCAGUGGGGCGUCUGCGGGGACAACCUAAAAUACAGCACCAAGUUCCUCAAAAAGUUCCUCGGCCAGAAGAGGGUGAGCAAGGACUUGAGGGCGCAAGUGGACGCGCACAACAUCAACGUGGGAAUCCGGGCAGUGAAGAGCGGCCUGAAAACAACCUGCAAGUGUCACGGCGUCUCCGGCUCGUGUGCGGUACGGACUUGCUGGAAGCAGCUGUCUCCGUUCCACGACACCGGGCGUCUGCUCAAGUUCCGCUAUGACACGGCGGUGAAAGUGUUAAGCGUCACCAACGUGGCCACCGGGGAGACGGAAUUGGCCGGACCGCGGCGGCAAAGCCAGAGCCUUCGCACUACUGACGUGGUCUACUUAGAAGAUUCGCCCAGCUUCUGUAGACCUUCCCGAUACUCCCCGGGUACGGGUGGACGCUCGUGCGCCAAAGACACCAGCUGCGGGAGCCUGUGCUGUGGACGCGGCUACAACACGGCCAUGAGGCUCACCAGCCUGUCCUGCCACUGCCAGGUCCGCUGGUGCUGCCACGUGGAAUGUCAGACUUGCGUGAGGGAAGAAGAGGUGUACACCUGCAAGAACUAAACACGGAGACCAAAAAUAAAAACUGCCCUCCAUCUAAACCACACUUUACGAGAUGCAUGUUAUUUUGAGAGGAAUAAAUCAUGUGUAUGAGGAUGUUUCCACCGCUUUUGUUCGCAACUGAUGCACUGAACCUUCUGGAAAAGAGCUCUUAGAACUGGUACCGAACUGGACGUCAAACGCAGCCUGCAAUAACUUUUACACUUGACUAUUUAUUGGUUCACCUUUGCUGCUGCUGCUUCAUGCUGUAACCAUUAAAGUGUCACCACAAAGAUUGAAAAACUCAGUCAAACUGUCUGUCCUGUUCACUGCUGUAGUAGAAGCACUUGGUUCAAAACAAAAGACGUGUACAGGAGAGCCACUGGGGAUGAUGGUGCAGAAAGCCGUGCAGGGUUUCGGUUGCUAUUAUGGAAAUAUCUAUGGAAAUCUCAACAUGAAUGUGCACUCACGGCAAACAAAGUAGGUUAACAGAGAGAAGGUCUUCAAAUGCACAGGAAUAAAAGGAGCCCCUUUUUUUCCUCUGCCAUCAAAGCAUGUUUCAAAUUGCCUGACUCGAUCGCUAAUUUGACUCUAAUUCAGCUACAUGGUUGUCCUUUGUAGUCGGAGCAUUUAUCCCCCUCCCCCAAAAGCAAUUGAAAGAAAAUCACCAGGCUCCAAAACAACAGGUCAAAAGUGCAUAUGUUAUCGGCUAUAUAUCGGCUAGUUUGUUUUCCUCUGACUGAAUCUGAGCUGUAAAUAUGAACUGGACAUAAACGUGUCUUGUGAAAAUGUGGAAUCUUUAUUUUCUACCUCACUGCAUCAUUUUUUUUUUGGCCGAAUAUCCAUGAGAUUGACGACCAGUGCAGUUAUUCAAUCUGUAAAUAAACCUUGUCUUUUGUUAACAAGGCCAGGUGACGUUUCUGUAAAUGUCUUUUCUCUAAACUGGAUAUGUAUUUGGAAUUUCAAAA
This is a messenger RNA of Synchiropus splendidus (mandarinfish), 2069 nucleotides long. RefSeq names its product wingless-type MMTV integration site family, member 9B (gene wnt9b). Gene Ontology annotation, molecular function: cytokine activity; frizzled binding. Gene Ontology annotation, cellular component: extracellular region. The record is from RefSeq and is a predicted model, not a curated record. The coding region runs from base 61 to 1125 and encodes 354 amino acids. Gene Ontology annotation, biological process: cell fate commitment; canonical Wnt signaling pathway; multicellular organism development. Lineage: Eukaryota; Metazoa; Chordata; Actinopteri; Syngnathiformes; Callionymidae. The transcript has 4 exons.